ACGUUAGUAUUAUGCCGUGCGAAUCUCGUCCGUUGCACGCUUUAGUUCACUACUUAACUUGACUCGACGAGGAUCGCGUUUCAAAGUGUGCUUCAACAUGGGAGACAUGAAGUUCAAGUUUAUUGUGGGUGUUCUUAUGACGUUACUAUCCUUCACUGCAACGGGACUGGAGGGACGAUCGGUUCGAGUGCGGCGGCAAGAUAUCAUCUUCAAAACGUACGAUCAGGAAGAGCACAAAAUUUUCUCAGAUCGCGUAAAACCUAUGAUUCGGGUGCCUGGUUUUAGUCAGAGUAGUGCUGCCAACACUGGAUCUCAAACGAUAGUGAACGAACAUGGAACGCAACAGCAAACGGCGGGUGCUAGCCAAUCGGCUAAUUUGGCGAAUGAUGGCUCCAGUGGUCAGCUGAGCGCAGCGAAUACGCAACAACAAACGAUACAGACAGGAAAUAGUACUCAAACUCAGAACGCGGGACAAAGUCAAUCGGCUAACUUUGGAAAGGAACAUCAAAUUUUGUCGAAUGCCAACACAAACACCAACACUCUGGAGGAGGCAGGCAAAGUCCGCCAACAGACCACAGGUGGUGCCGGGACGUCCGUCGUGGAUAAACACGGCAGUCAGUCAAGCCAGGCCCAGACGGGCAGUGAAACGUUCGAGGAGGCUGGUCAAAAAGGAAGCAAAUCUACCGGGUCCAGUCAAUCGCUGCAGAUCGGUAAGGAUGGCUCGGGAUCCGGUGCGAACAGCAACACUGGCUCCGAAACGAUCGAACUGGCAGAUGGUACCAAGAUUACGAAAUCGUUCAGUUCCUCGUCCAGCUUUCAGAGUAGCGGCAAAGUGAAUGCCGGUGCUUCGGCGAACAGUUUCACGAACAGCUUCGGCUAGUGCAGUGCGUUAUCUCUGUUCAAGUUUGUUUUGUGUUCCGAUUUGCGGCCUGUUUUCGGGUAAUGAGGUUAUCGUUAGUAAACUGUUUUGUAAAACGAA
Topomyia yanbarensis is the source of this 979-nucleotide messenger RNA. Its product is annotated as hornerin-like. Bases 98 to 880 code for a protein of 260 amino acids. The transcript has a single exon. Lineage: Eukaryota; Metazoa; Arthropoda; Insecta; Diptera; Culicidae. The record is from RefSeq and is a predicted model, not a curated record.